UUCUCCUCAGCUUGCUUCCAGUUUCUUUGGCAGAGGACGUUGACGGACAUGUAGGGGGCCAAGAAGGCUUGAUCAGAAUGCUAUUGGGUAUUGACAUACUUCAGCCAAAGAUUGCCAGUAUGCUUCUGGAAAAGCUUCCAGAGUUUACAGAAGAUGACUGCAAGAGCUGGCUGAGAAGAUGCUGGAGAUUGUAGGAAUAACAUCUGUGGAAAUUCAGCGUGAAAUUAUCACAUGCAUUCCUGAAGUACUGGAUGAUGCAGAACACACUGAAGUAGCAAGGGAACUUAGCGAACUUCUAUGUCAGAACACAGGACUUACAGUUCCAAUCCUUGAUGCCUUGUCUAACCUUAACUUACACUCUGAUCUCUUAGCUGAGGUGCGAGCAUCAGUGAUACAGAUAUUACCAUCUGCAGAAAUCAGUGACUUGCCAGUUGUUGUCAAAUUUAUACUUCAAUCUGUUAGUGACAAUGAUGCUUUUGAGGUGAUCAGUGAAUUACGAGCAAACCUGGACUUCACAUCAACCACUCUGCAACCUUCAGCCUGCUCUACUCCUGCUGAGCAGCAACGACCUUCAAGGGGAGGGUCAACAAGUGAUGGGGAGCUUUUUACACUUGAAGCAAUCUGUUCAGGAAUCCGCUUCCAGAAAUCAGUUGCAGAAGGUUGGAUCAAGGCCAUUGAAUCUGUUAAUUCUCCUGUGAAACACAAGGUUGUGGACUUGUUUGUGCUGCUUAUUCUCCACUCCACUGCAAAUCGAAAGAAGGCCAUGGAAAGCUUGAUUAGGAACAAAAUAAAAAAUGGUCACUUUACUGAAGAAAUGCUGAGUGCAGCAUUCAGUUCACACUCACAGAUUCUAAGGGAAUAUUUCCCUGACUUGUUGUCCUUGGCAGAAAUUCUACUGAGGUCUCCUGACCCAUCAGUCUGUUCCUAUGCUUGUUCUACAUACAAACUAUCAUUUGUUUCAUUUGAUCUUUACUGUCAGCAGGAGGUGGUAGGGACAUUAGUGACCCACAUAGGCAGUGGAUUUGCAGCAGAAGCAGACGCCUCAUUAGAUGUGCUAUCAGAUCUUGUUGAAUCUCAUGCAGAUAUCAUGGCACCUUUUGCUAUUUUUAUUAAAGGUCUUUUGGAUUACUUGGAUAAUCUCACAAUAACACAGAUCAGAAAGCUGUUUAGUAUGCUGAGCACCCUGGCUUUUGCCAACCAACAAGAAGGGGGACUUAUACAGGAUGACAUGCAUAUUGUGAUUAGAAAACAACUGUCAAGUAAUUCUGCCAAAUACAAGAGAAUUGGUAUCAUAGGAGCCAUUAUGGUUGUACACAGCAUGGCCAAGAAGAGAUCUGUGAAUGAGGGAUCAGAAGAAACAAUGGACUCUCAGUCACAACCAAGAACCACUCUCUCUAAUGAUGUUUACAAACAGAUUUGUAGCAUGUUAGAAAUGAUACGUAACAGCACCAAUCAGACUCCAGAAGCCGCAGCAUUGUUUUAUGAUGAGCUGGCAAGAAUUAUUCAACUUGGAGGCAUUGAUCCAAAAAUUGAGGCCUGGAUAAGUGAAACAGUUGUGGCUGAUUUUCAAGAUGACUUUCUAGUGGACAGAGAGCAACCCACAGAAAGUGUUGGUGUUCCCAUGGAGUUAUCAUAUGCCCUGGAUGAGGCAGAAGAAGGCAGCAUAGCUGUCAAUAUCCUUCCAUUACUCUUGGCAUCCAGAAAGGGUGCAACAAGCAAGGAAAAACUUGACAGUGUACCAGCCUCUCUCAUAUGCCUUGCACCUCAUUUCCGCCUUUUGCGGGUCUGUGAAGAAAGUCAACACAAGGGAGAUCUUGAAGGAAUUGAUGCUCUUUUAGGGUGUCCACUUGUUAGUUUUAAAGAAGAAAUGAUCAAAGAGAUAUCCUCUUUAGACCAAGCAGAUAGAGAAGUCAUUUGUGGAACUUUGUUCCACACUGUGAACUGGUUCCGAGAGGUUGUGAAUGCAUUUGCAUCCCAAGAAAGCCCUGAAUUGAGAGGAAAAAGCAUUGCAAGACUUCAAGGGAUAACAACAUUGUGUGCUGUUUUGGAAAAAUGCCUUGCAGCCACACCUACCUUUAAGCCUCCACUGGCGACCUUUGACUUUGAAGACUCACUGGUGACAAGUCCUCAUUCAAAUGGGAACAAGUCCAAGGCUAAGAAAGGGAAGAAGACGAAUAAAGGAUCACACACUGAAAAACCAGAUGAUUCUAUAGAAAAGAUAAAAGAUCCGGAAACAGAAAAUGCCAAUAACAAAGAAAGUGAGACACAAAAAGACAGCUGCAAAGAUACAAAAGAAAAGGAGAAAGAUAAUGAAAAAUCAACAACUAUAUCCAUGUCACAGUAUCAAGCAUUUCUCAGGGAGUUGGAUCUCAAGACAUUUAGUAUUUUGAAAUGUGGUCUGGUCUCCCGUGAAGUUUUGGAUUCUGAAAUGAAUACAGAGGAGACAACAAUAUUGCAACUCCAGGCACCUCAGCUGGAGUUUCUGUUGGAGGAUCUUUCCAGAAAGCUUCAGUAUUCACUCUCAGCUUCUGCAUCUUCAAGGAGGAACUUUCUCAAGGUCCGUCAGGAUAAACUAGUGGGUUUUUCCAACUUGUCCAGACAUCCUGCAAAAGAAGUGGCCAAGUAUGUUGUAGAGCUGCUGCCAGUCUUGUGUGAGCAUUUAGAGGCUACCAGUGCUUUCUUCCAGGCUUUAGUUGCCCAAAAUGACGGCUUGAUGGAUGGUCCAGGCUAUAACACUGAUGAAGCACAUGUGAUGGCUUCAUGUUAUCACCUCCUUUUCAACUGUCUGCAGACUCUCUUUGCAUGGAGUGGUUUUGUGACCAGUGAACAUCAAAACCUUUUCAAAAAAGCUCUUUUUGUGCUUUCCUCAAGAAUUAAGCUCUCCAGCAAGUCUCAGCCAGGAUUUCAAGCACUUCUUGAACAAAGCUUCCACUACCUUGAGCAGUUCCAAAGGAGUAUUCCAAACAUUACAACAGCUGUUAGCCUUACCAAGUUAUUAGUAGUUUUGUGUGAAAGGGGAAGAGAUGUCAACAAUGGCAUGAGCAUUUCUCUAGCUGAGUUAACUGGGAAUUUCCUCAAGCGUGAGUGGCUUAGACCUGAUGGUGAAAGGGAAAGUGGUGCGAAAUAUAAUGAGGCCUUACAGUUCUUGCUAAGGUUUCAUCUAUCUUGUGCAGAGGACACCCUUGUCACAAUAGAGGAGGUGGCAGGUGGGGCAGUGACAGAACUCAUUGAAAGUGAGGACAAGAAUGCAGCCUCCACCACAUAUCAAACUCUUACAAGAUCAUCUUUGCCUUGUUACUACCGUGCAAUGAUGGAAGAGUUGAUUGGACACCUCAAACAAACUCAUUCCGUGCCACUCAAAAAAACUGACUCUCCAGAGUCCCAUAAUGAGAGGCUGGUGAAACUGAAUAUUUCUGUGAGACUUUUCCACAUUCUUAUAAAUCUAGUUAAGGCUUUUGAUCAAAGAUCUAUGAUUGGAGCAUCUUUGAAGUUUGGACGUUUGUUUGUGGACACAUUCCUUAAGUUGGGGAUGCCAGUUCUGGAUUCUAUGUUGAGGACACAUAAGGAUGACAUUAAUGGAAUGUUGAAAAACUUGCAACAGAGCACAAGAUCUCUUCAACAUAUCUGUGGACACAGCAAGGUAACAAAAGAUCUCUCCCUCACUAAUCAUGUCCCAGCAGUCAAAAAGUGUCUGGAGACGUUUGUCUUCAGAGUCAAGGCAAUGCUUACACUAAACAAAUGUCACGAGGCGUUCUGGGUUGGGACACUUAAGAACAGAGACAUACAUGGUCAAGAGAUCAUGUCGCAGCAGUCUGCCGCAGAAGAACCUGCAGAAGAGGAGGAGGAAAAUGAAGAAAUGGAGGAUGAUGAUGAUGAUGACGAUGAUGCCGACAAAGACAAUGGAGAUGAAGAUGCGAGUAAUGAUGGAGAAUCUAAACAUGAGGGUGGGGAGUCGUACAGUGAAAGUUUCUAAUCAUGAUUAGCAUUAUGAUAAAUGUUGGAAACUCUUGUUUCAAGCUUCUGUCAUGGUUUGAAAAAAAUUGUUACAGUAGUGUUUGGAUUAAGUGUGUGUAGCUUAUCAAUCUUAGCCAGAAUCCCAAGAGAACUACAGAGGUCAAGUCCAAAACUCUCUACAUAAAGACAGCUUGUAUGGUUGGAA
Molecule: messenger RNA, 4159 nt
Organism: Stylophora pistillata
Lineage: Eukaryota; Metazoa; Cnidaria; Anthozoa; Scleractinia; Pocilloporidae
Product: Fanconi anemia group D2 protein
Biological process (GO): double-strand break repair involved in meiotic recombination; homologous chromosome pairing at meiosis; mitotic intra-S DNA damage checkpoint signaling
Cellular component (GO): nucleus; condensed chromosome
Molecular function (GO): DNA polymerase binding
Source: RefSeq, a predicted model, not a curated record